Messenger RNA from Sphaeroforma arctica JP610, 984 nucleotides. RefSeq lists its product as hypothetical. NCBI's taxonomy places the organism in Eukaryota, Ichthyosporea, Ichthyophonida. Bases 1 to 984 code for a protein of 327 amino acids. The transcript is spliced from 2 exons. Gene Ontology annotation, cellular component: mitochondrion. The record is from RefSeq and is a predicted model, not a curated record. Gene Ontology annotation, biological process: glycine import into mitochondrion. Gene Ontology annotation, molecular function: glycine transmembrane transporter activity.
AUGCAGCCCAUGCAGAGCCUCCUGAUAGGCAGUGGAUGUCGCGCUGUGGUUGCAAUGAUGUUCAUGCCUGUCUUAGUGGUUAAGACACGCAUUGAGAGUGGUCGUUUCGGGACUACAUACAACCCUACCAAUCUCUUCAAGUCCUUGACACAGAUUGCACAGUAUGAGGGCGUGCGUGCGCUAUGGAAGGGCUCUCUCGCAACAAUACUGCGGGAUGCGCCGUUCAGCGGCUUGUACUAUGUUUUCUAUCAGCAGACCAAAGGGAUAUUAGAGACCAAACAGCUUGAUUUUGAUGGAGUGAACGAGACAGGACGACAAAUGAAUAGUAAUGGAUGCAAGCUUGCGGAUACAAGGAGAGCCCAGGGCGGUGAUGUAUAUAGUGAAGCACCUGUGCCAUGCAGGAUAGAUGACGCUGUUUGUGCGGCAGAAGGGGUGGGGCGAAAUAUAACAGACAAAUUACAAGCUGGGUAUUGUGGCCAGCAGGAUAACCAGACACAAACGAAAGUACAAACACAAACACAAACGAAAGUACAAACACAAACACAAACACAAACACAAACAAAAACACAGAACCAGACACAAACAGACACACCAACGCAAACACCGGAACCAAUUCAGUCAAGAAUGCCUCCAACCGUGCUAACAAGCGAGACUGCUGGCUCGGUCCCUAAGCACGCGUACCUACAGUCGGACUUCCUUAUUCGACUGUUAUCUGGGUUUAUCGCGGGAAUAUGUGCCACGGUGGUGUCGCAUCCACCGGAUAUCAUACGUGCACGUCUACAGGCCAGCGAUAAGCCUCACAUCACUACAUAUAGCGUGGUAACGCAGUUGUUGAAGGAGGAGGGCGCUAGAGGUCUGCUGAUAGGUGUUUGGCCGCGAAUGAUCCGGAGGUCGCUCACAGCCGCGCUGUCGUGGACUCUAUUUGAACAGCUGGUAGAUCUAUGGGAGGCACAGCUAUCGAAUAAACAGAGUGCGCAAUACUGA